Molecule: messenger RNA, 1389 nt
Organism: Dendrobium catenatum
Lineage: Eukaryota; Viridiplantae; Streptophyta; Magnoliopsida; Asparagales; Orchidaceae
Product: R3H domain-containing protein 1
Exons: 4
Coding region: 118-1161 (347 amino acids)
Molecular function (GO): nucleic acid binding
Source: RefSeq, a predicted model, not a curated record
AAAGAGGGGGCGGUCGCUUCGUCGUCUUCUUUCGGAUUGAAAGCACAAAAGCAAGAGGGAUCUUCGCGUCUCUUCUUCCUCUCCUUUACAAGGGGGGAAAAGAUAGAAGGUAAGAAGAUGGACUCUUCUCUGGGAUGCCUUCCAUCUGAGCCGGCGGAGGUUAUUGGCUCUGCGAAGGAGGUGGAGGAGAGAGGAAUGCUACCGCAGGUUGAUUCCUUCCUCGUGGAGGCCCUUGAGAAUCCUCGUCAUCGUCUUACCGUGUUACGGAUGGAGUUGGAUAUUCAGACGUUCAUGCAGAGUUCUGAUCAAUGCCAAUUUGAAUUCCAGCACUUCCCUACAUCUUACCUCAGGUGUGCAGCUCACCGUGUGGCUCAACACUACGGAUUGCAAACUUUGGUAGUUGAGAAUGUUGCAGAUGGUUCAGGUAGCAGGAUAGUUGUAAGGAAAACUCCUGAAAGCAGAUAUCCUGCCAUCUGUUUAUCAGAUAUUCCUACCAAGCAGCUUGAAAAUGAGCAAAAAGGACAAGUUAAGAUUGUUAUAAGGCCAAGACCAAGCAAAGCAUCCCAGAUUGAUAUGGAAGGACAAAGAAACAGGAUCAUUUUCCGCACUGUGGAAAAACGAAAAGAGGAUUAUGAUAAAGCGCGAGCCCGCAUAUUCAAUGGCUCUUUCAGUGCCGAUAAUGAUCUUGUUGCUGCUGCUGAUGGAAGAAAUUCAUCAAGUGGAGAUGAGAAGGAAACCUUUAGGAAUGUAACAGAAGAGCUGGAAAGGAUAGGCAUAAAGGAGGCAGCAUCCAGAGUUGCCAUCUUUCGAGACCGAGAAAAAGACCGUAGCGAUCCAGAUUAUGAUCGAAGUUAUGAUAGAUAUGCUCGGGGAUUUGUACCUUGCAAUAGCUUUGCCCUUGGAGUUUGCAAUGUUCUUCAGCCUUCUCACGUGCAAUAUGAUGGGGCUUACUCUCAGAUGGGCUACAGGCCGGUUGACCCUUCAACCAUAAAUGUAUUUGGUUCUGUUGGAUGUAGUCAGACAUCACCUAGUGCUGUUUAUGUACAAUGGCCGAGUCCCGCUAUGAUGUAUGCACAGUCUUAUGAGCACUUUAGACAUGCAGUAUUUCAGGGUCCAGUUUAUCAGCAACCUUUAAGCCUUGACCAUAUGCAGAACAGCUAGAGUUCAAGAAAAAAAAAAAAGAUCUGAUAGAUUUUAUGCCUUUAUUGUCUUAUAUCUGUAGGCCAAAAAAAUGUAGCAACUCAAGGACAGCCAUGCAAAUGACAACCUAUUCUUAUUUUUCCGUCGGAUUCUAACUGUUUGUGCGCUCCUUUAAAAAAAAAAAAUUAUUUAUGUGACCUGUAUGAUGACUUAUUAGGUAUUUAUUUCAUGCAUUAAUUUUUUUUCCAA